Molecule: messenger RNA, 1992 nt
Organism: Amoebophrya sp. A25
Lineage: Eukaryota; Dinophyceae; Syndiniales; Amoebophryaceae
Source: the annotation of a GenBank genome assembly
UCAAUCAUUCACGUUUAGAUCUUCGUAUUGCAAUGUCCACGUAUCUAUCGCAAAAAGGCCCACAAUAUUAUUCGAGUAGAGCAGUAAGGUAAAGGUUUAUUACAACAUCGAGAUCAACAUCAAGGUUUUGUAACUAAAUACCCUGGAAAACGCUGUUGCGCUAAGUAACCUUGAGGAGGACGAUUGAAUGUAGCCACAGAUCCGAAGGUCUGAAUUUGGAAGUGAAUUGCAAGGAACAUCAUAGUAUAACGAUUAUACUUUAAUAUUCUGAUUCUGUUAGUUUCGUUCCGAUAUACUUUAAUAUUCUGAUUCUGCGAGUUUAGUUCCGAUACACUUUGAUAUUCUGAUUCUGCGAGUUUAGUUGAACUCGAUCUAGUUCCGAAAACUCCAGCCAUCAUCCAGAUUAUCUUUAACAAGAUGGAACGCUCUAAGUGUCGUUUUGUCCUCUACUCUACUGUGUCGGCUCUCACACUCUUUGGUGUGGUGGUGAUGGAUCAUCUUGUAGUGGCAGCGGCAGCGAGUGGAAGUGGAGCGCGCGACGUACGACCGGAUUGAGAGUGAGCUUUUCUUCCGGCAGUCUCCCCUCCUCCUUUCGAAGCUACAAAGUGACAUCUUCUCCCCUGACGGGCAUGCACCUGGCGGUCAAGAGCACAUGCACCCGGUAGCGAUUUGGUCAGCUCCCCCUGCUAGGGCCACCUCCGAUCGCGCCAAGGUGGGCCAGCUGGGCGUCUUGGAAGCGACGCUGGCAAGCGUUGGUGGGCGUAUUGCUUCCAACUUCUGGGCGUGUGUACACGAGCGACCGCAUCCCGACGGGUCGUAUUUUUGUCAUUUGCUUUCCUGGUCCAAAAGAGCAAGAAGCACCUCCACCAUCAUCAGACAAGUCGCCGGCACCUUUCUUGGGCCGGCUGCUAAGGACGCAAGUCGAGUGCUGAGGGGCCUUAUCAACUUUUCGACCUGGAGGGGAGAAAGUUCUUGUGAAGAAGAUGAGAGUCGGAGUGACGUUGAGGAUGAAGCUGAACAAGUGGCGCAAGGGCUACCACCUGCAGCAGCAGUAGAAUUAGGGGUAGGGCCUCAUGAGGAGGACUCUGCUGAUGUUGUCUUUGUCUCCCUUGCAAGACAAAGAGUUCCCCGACUCGAAACAAUACCCCAAGAACAGGUACAUGAAUGAAUGAAUGAAUGAGUGAGACUUUAGCAAGCACGGUGAGCGAGAUGCUGGAGAAUUAUCGUCGCAUCAUGUCGUCCACCUUGUCCACGACAACUGACGAAGUUAAGCGGACAAGGUGGACAACAUGAUCCUGAAGUUAUAAGCGGCAUCUGCUUUUUGAUUUCCUCUAACUUUGGUGGCGGAUGCCGCAGUGGAGUUCAUCUUUGGAUUACCUGAACAAGACUCCUACGUCAGUCAACUGCGCCACCUAACCCAAAUGGUAAGGCUCAGCUUUCAAUGGUCAUUGGGGUUGGUCACUGAGACCCUUUUAGAGAACAGGGGAAAAGGAAGGGAAAGGGGAGAGCUUUGAAGGGAGUCUCUUCCGUUCAGCAUCAUGAUGACCAUUGAAUGCUGAGCUUUAAAAAUGGUAACGGAACUACAGGAGCGCGAGGCCGCGCACAAUCGUAUUGUACGCGGCCUUGUGGAGAGCGGCAGACGGGAAGAUGCCUGAGCAAUGCUCCUGAAGUGCUGUGAGCUCAACGAUUCUUGCGAGUCAGCACUACGGCGAGUCCUCGAGAGAUGAGAAAGGGCUUCGCGGAUAGAAACACUUCUAGUUUGCUGAGUUGUAAAGAACCUCCCACCAGAAUGUAUAGUUCCAGCACGAGUUCAAUUUAGCAGCACUUGCACUUGCCUCCCCAUACUCUGGGCCACACUCAUAAUACUAAAUAUGAAUGAAUGAAGAUCACAGUUGUGGAGGAUCUAUUUCCAUUUUGAAGAUCAGCACAAGAACAAAAGAGCUUUACUUUCCAUGACGUUGAACACUUACUCAGAAGUUCUAAAGAUUCCCU